Messenger RNA from Numida meleagris (helmeted guineafowl), 3370 nucleotides. It is a transcript of the gene ZNF408, whose product is annotated as zinc finger protein 408. Bases 688 to 2160 code for a protein of 490 amino acids. Lineage: Eukaryota; Metazoa; Chordata; Aves; Galliformes; Numididae. The record is from RefSeq and is a predicted model, not a curated record. The transcript is spliced from 2 exons.
CCGCUGCCGUGCCUUGCGGCCCGGAGGACGCCGAGGCCGACGUGGCGUUGGGCUGGGCGGGCGCAGAGCCGCUCUCCCGGCCCGAGGAGCGGGAGCGGCCGGACGGCGGCCCGGGAGGUGGAGGCGGCGGAGCCCCCCGCAGGCGAUUCCAACUUCUCCAGGGUGGGGUCUGAUGAAACCGGAGUCCUUGACGUCCCCGUUGAAGCUAGGAGGCCGGCUGCCAAACACUUCCUUAGGCUGCCAGGAGAGGAAAGCACUUCUCUCAGACAUGAGCUGUGGCAAGCCAAAGUACGGAGGAAUGAGAAUCAGCACCUCGAGGCCAUCUCAAACAUUGAAGCCAAUGGCGGGCGCAGGGAAGAACUGAACAAGGGUGUGGAUCAUGGAUCCACAGCAGAAAAAGUGGAGAUGGGGCAAAAAGAGGUGCAUUCAGGCGACCUGGAUAUGUCAUUAUCCUCAGGUGGGGUUCAACUCGGUGCUUGCAUGGGCACGUGGGCCAGUGAUGCCAGAACAGCUGAGCAGGAACCCCAGCAGCCCAGUCCUGAACAACAACAUGUAGAUACUUGCAGGAAAGAAAGCAACAAUUCUAAAGUCUCCAAACUGGCAUCUCCAUGGAGAGAAGGGCCCACUGGAGGAGGCUGGGGAACAGGAGAACUGUAGUGAGCUGGCGGAGGGUCCUUCUGGCAGCCCAUGCCCACUGCCAGAAGCUCUGUUCCAGAAGGAGGAGGUGAUCAAGCGCAGGUAACACUGUGGGAAGUGUGGCAAAACCUUCCUGCAGCUCUGCCACUUCAAGAAGCACCGCUUUGUCCAUGCUGGCCACAAGCCCUUCAUAUGCACAGAAUGUGGCAAGAGCUGCAGCUCAGAGGAGAGCUUCAAGGCCCGUCUGUUGGCCCACCAGGGUGUACGGCCUUUCCAGUGCACUCUGUGACGAGGCUUACUGCACGAAGCGAGACCUCCGGGAGCACCAGGUCCUGCACUCUGGCCACUGCCCAUUCUCCUGUGAGCAGUGCCGCGAGGCUUUUGCGUGCCGGCCCUCUCUGCGCAUUCACAGGAAGAUCCAUGUGGCCACUGGGACCGGCCCAACUGAUCCCAAGGGAUGCCAGCGUGCCAUUUGCGGAUGCCACCUGGCCAACCCUGGUUCUUUGCGCAACCACAUGUGCCCGCACACAGGUGAGCGGCCUUACUCCUGUCCCUUCUGCAGCAAGGACUUCUGACAGCAGAGCAACCUGCGUGAGCAUCUCCGGCUGCACACGGGCGAGAAAGCCCUACAAGAGCUGUUUCUGCGGCGAUGCCUUCCCCAGACUGCCAGAGCUGCGGCGCCAUCUCAUCUCCCACACGGGCGAGGCCCACCUGUGCACAGUGUGCAGCAAGGCACCGCAAGACCCCUACACGCUGUGUGCCCAUGAGUGCCUGCACGCAGGCAAGCGCCCUUUCCACUGUGAGCAGUGUGGCAAGUCCUACACCCUGGCCAUGAAGCUGCGGCGCCACCAGAAAUGCCACCUGGCUGGGAAGCCCUACAAAUGUGAGCUGUGUGGCAUGGGCUACACCCUUCCACAGAGCCUUGCAUGCCACGUGCUCACCCACCAGGCAGAAAAGGAUCCUGAGGAAAUGAGCACUGCAAAGGCCUCUCUUGCCGUGGACCUACCCCUGCCUCAGAGGAAGAGCCCCUCCCAAGAGGAGGCUGUGGCAGAGCCUGCCUUGCCCAUGGCGGAGGUGCCAGGGCCAGAAAAUGAGAUGGAGUUGCUGAUCACAGCCAGUGGUCACUGCAUCGCUGCUUACCAGCCUCAAGGCAGCACACCAGAUCCUGGAAGGAGAGCUGCUGAGCUACCAUCAGCAAAGGACAUCAUUGAAAUCACCAUCUCCAAACAUGAGGAUAAGUGCAUUAUUGUGCAGGAAAAGGGCUCACCGAGUGAUGUUAUCAUCAUCCAGGAGGGGGUGGGUUUUGGAGCAGUGGCAGAAGUGGAGGUUGAGACUGGAGUGCGACUACCCCAGCUGACCCUGGCUGUUCUUCUGUACAGAAUAUUAAAAUGGGGUAGAAAACAAAACAAAACAAAAAAUGAACUCUGUAGUGUCUCUGUGGCAACAAGGCUCUGUGUCUCAGCCCCCAGCAGAAUUAGCAGCCUCAGAGGUAACUGCUGGUGUAGACCUGGGUCUUUUUGGUAGCUGCUCCGUGGAGCUGUGAGCCUACAUUUGCUGCCUUUUGGGUCUGGUGCAGGGAAUGUUGAUAGGAAUAACUUCUUACAGAGGAAACCCAGUGUUUUGAUGAGCAAUGCCCCUCCUCUGGCUGUUAGUGACCGUGCACCAUAGGGAAAAGUCUAAACAAUUCCUUCAAGUUUUCCUUCUUAAUAGCUGCAAGCACUUUUCUGGGCUUUUACUCAGGAGGCCAACAGCAAUUCUGACCAUUAGAGGGUGACGCCAGUGGCAGACGUUGCAGGGAAGCAGCUUCCCACUGUCUAUAAGAUUUUUUUUUUAAAGCAUUUUUCACAAUUAGCAGAAGCAAAGUUCUGCCUUAUAGCUGGGGCUGAGUGUUCUUCCGCUUUUGCCUGUUUUGUUUGCUGUCACCUUCCUGGCUUUCUGGUCCUGGUUGGUCUGUCUGAGAACAUUAAAAGUUGCUUUCAUUUCUCACACUACUAGUAGCAUUGUACAGUCAAUUUUCACUGUCCCCAGCUGAGAAGCUCCUUACCUCUCCAGGUAAGGAUUUACAGUUCAUUUCAGUAUGCUCAGAUUUUUGCCCCUCUCCUCCUUUCUUCUGAUCUUUUUUUUCUCAUGUUCUUGCUUCCUCUCUCCCACUUUUCUGCUCUUCCAUCAAAAAGCCUACAGGUGACACAGCCCCCAGCUAUUCCCACUGCUCUAUCUUCUUUAGUGAUCAUUUGCCAUUUGAGAUGUGCUGAAUAAAACUGAUGCCUUGUCAGGAAGAAAAUGUGUGUUUCCAAAGGCCUCAUAGGAAGAGAUGAACAGUACCAGCCCUAGCAGUCUUUCAGACUUGCCUGCCCCACGCUUGCAUUUCAUAUGUAGCGCAAACACUGCUUUAAUUUGCUGCCUCCACAGUUUCAGCUGCUAUCUCUGUUCUGCCCCUUUCCAGCACCUGCAUUUCCCCGGAAAGCUUUGUUUGGAGGCCUACAUUCUGUGAGCUUUUUAUGUCCACUGUGCAAGAGAAGGGUAUAGUGUCACCUGAGAACUGUCGAUAGCACUGCUCCCAUCUGGGGUGCUACAAAGACAGUAAUGUGACAAUCUGAGAUGUCAGUUUUUUUUUUUUUUUUCCCAUAAACUUUUAUGACCAGUUUGUAGACAAGGUGUUAGUCACAUCCACAACACCUUGAUAUGUGUGUGAUAAGGACAGUAGGUGAAUUCAGCUAAUAAACAGUUAAGUCUA